UUUCGUGUCUCUAUCCAUCCAUCUUCUAGAACGCGAGAGCGGCGGAACCGGCCUUUCGCCUAUUCGUACUUACUUGGAACACCACACACGUUGGCAUUGGUAAAGCCCGCAGCAAAACCACCCGGGAACAGGACGAACGAAGCGUCCGUGCCUCCUCUACUUAAAAGCAAGCAAAAGCCAGCGUCCAGCGUGAUUUUUCGUGAGCGUAUGGAAAAACACUACGUCGUGCAUGUGAAUUUUUCCAAUAGUUGUUUCUUAUAAGAAAACUGUAAUUUAUACACAAAGUGAGUUGGAAUCACGUAAUUAGUCUUCUAAGUGCUGCUAUUGGUCAUCAUCUUCAAUUAGGUGUUGUGCGUAAUAGAACAAAUACACAGUGAAAGUACAUAGAGAAUAAAAUCCGAUCCGUGAAUAAAACAAAUAUACAUAUACACGACCAGUUCUAUUCCCUUGCCUCCCAUAGAGUUUUAGGGUCGGUCGAAUACCACUUAAUUUGCGGCCGAGGUGGUGAGGUCAUCCAACGCGAGUUCUUGAUUUUCUAAGAAUUAAUACCACCGAUGUGUUCGAUAUCACUUAUAACUCGCUGAUAUCUGCAAUAUCUUGGAAGAGUGACUUUACUGACGGCCGAAAUAAAACUACAAGUCAUUCUACGAAAAAAAAUCCAUAUUCAUGUUGGCAUCGAAGUCAAUGUGAAAAAGUAUUAAAAACAGUAUCCCAUCAGUCAUUGAACAAACAGCACGCCAACGGCUAGGCCAGCCCAUAAUUGUUUUAUUUCGGUACCUCAAUAAUUGAUAAGCAAAUUUGGUGUGACAUUUUGCUUUGGUGUUAGUUGUAUCCAGUGAAUAUUGUGAAAUUCAACAUUCGGCAACGUUCCAUUCAGGACAAGUCCUACGACUGUCAUCUAAACCCAGAGUUUGUGUUUCAAUAACCAAGUGAAUUCAUUUGUCAACGAUUUGCAUCAGAAGUUUGUUUAACAACAUUGAAUUGCUAUGGGUCUUUUAAGUGAAGGCAGCCCCUUAUCGUGGAAUGAAACUAAAGCUUUAGCUCAACAUGUACGCGAGCACGGUAUACAACAAUUCAUAAAUCUCUAUCAUCAGCUUAAGGAUCGUCAAGGUGAUGUCCUAAAAUGGGGUGAUGAAGUCGAAUAUGUCAUAGUCAAAUUUGACGACAAUGGAAAAGUGGCACGAGUUUCUCUUAAAGCGCGAGAGCUUUUGGCUAAACUCAAUGAAAAGGAAAUGGCUGAUCCACAGGGAGUCAAAUCGUUGUGGCGUCCCGAAUAUGGUGCCUACAUGAUUGAAGGUACACCAGGCAAACCUUUUGGUGGUCUUAUGGCUCAUUUCAACUUGGUGGAGGCUAAUAUGCGUUAUCGUCGCCAAGAAGUCACCGAAUUGUUGGACAAAGAUGAAUGUGUCAUGUCCAUUACAAAUUUUCCCCGCUUAGGUUGUCCAGAGUUCACGUAUCCCAUUUACAACCCCAAUCCUGAGGAUCCCAAUAGUUCAGCUAAAUCUUUGUAUUUCCCCGAUGAGGCCAUAUUUCCUGGCCACCCUCGCUUCAAAACACUAACUCGCAAUAUACGUAUGCGACGCGGUGAAAAGGUGGCCAUUAAACUAAAAGUAUUCAAAGAUGAGAACACCAAAAUACCCGUCGAGGGUAGUCCUCCCAAUGAGCCCGAUGUGGUGCUACUAGACGCUAUGGGUUUUGGCAUGGGCUGCUGUUGCUUACAGUUAACAUUCCAGGCUUGCAAUAUUACCGAGGCACGAACCCUCUACGAUCAUCUGGCUCCGCUGUGUCCUAUUAUGUUGGCCCUAACAGCAGCUUCACCCAUCUACCGAGGCUAUUUGACCGAAUCGGAUUGCCGUUGGAACGUCAUAUCAUCAUCGGUGGAUUGUCGUACCCAAGAAGAAAGAGGCCUUAAACCCUUAAAGGAGAAUAAAUUCCGUAUAGCCAAAUCGCGCUAUGAUUCCAUAGACUCAUAUCUCUCGCCGGAAGGUGAGAAAUACAAUGAUGUGCCCCUGACCUACGAUGAAAAGGUCUAUCAGACUCUACGUGAAGGUGGCAUUGAUCACUUGCUGGCCCAGCAUGUGGCCCAUCUCUUUAUACGUGACACCGUCUCAUUGUUCAGCGAGAAGGUGCAUCAGAACGAUGAGGAAGAUACUGAUCAUUUCGAGAAUAUACAAUCGACCAAUUGGCAGACAAUGCGCUUUAAGCCUCCUCCCCCAAAUUCCUCGAUCGGUUGGCGUGUGGAGUUUAGGCCAUGUGAGGCUCAAAUAAGUGACUUUGAGAAUGCCGCCAUUGUGUGCUUUGUGGUCCUUUUGACAAGAGUCAUACUCUCCUAUCAGUUAAAUUUUCUAACGCCUAUAAGCAAAGUGGAUGACAAUAUGCAAAGGGCUCAAAAACGUGAUGCCUGCCGCCAAGAGAAAUUUUGGUUCCGCAAAAAUGUGCGCAAAACCAAAAAAAUGACCAACGGUUAUACCAAUGGAACAGGUGCUGGACACCAACAAAAUGGCACCGUAAAUGGUACAGCAGAUACCAAUAACGAGGACGCCAAAAUGAAUGGUACGAAUGUUUAUGAUAAUCACGAUCAUGAAAAUCACUCGGAUCAUGAGGAAGAGGAAUUCGAACUUAUGUCUAUUGGGGAAAUAUUCAAUGGCAAGGCCGAUGGUUUCCCCGGCUUGGUGCCUCUUAUACGUAGCUACUUACAGUCAAUGGAAGUUGACACAGAUACCCACUGCACCAUCGAACAAUAUUUGCGCUUUAUUGAAAGAAGAUCCUCCGGUGAGUUAGUGACCACCGCCACUUGGAUGAGAGAGCAGGUCUUGAAACAUCCCGAUUAUAAGAAAGAUUCCAUUGUUACCAAUGGCAUUAAUUAUGAUCUGCUUAAGAAAAUCGAAGCCAUUCAACAGGGCAACUUGAUCGAGCCAACACUGCUGGGCCAAGGUGUUCGUACAAAAACAAAAGAGUUCAUUCCAAUGGCCAUACAAAAGCAUUUGAACGCUUGCUGUGAAAGUAUAUGACCAAAUGCAGGCGAUUAUACUUUUAAAAAUGGUAACAACCAACAUAAGGAGGAUGAUGUUGUUAAAGCUGAUGACAAGAUAACUGUGAUGGAGAGACAAGAAAAUCAACAAGAGCAACUGGCCAAUAGUAGUGAAAAUGGAAGUGGUAGUAGUAGUAGCAUUAGCCCAAUGCAAGAGUAACAUUGCCAAAAAGAAAAAUCGAACAUUAAAAAAAACAUUAGAAGCCAUAAAAAGAAGAAGAAAACUAAUGACAAGAAACAAGUAGAAUAAUUGCAAGAGAAGGCAAUCCAACGCUGGACAAAGAUCAUAGACCAAAAAUCAAAAGUUGUAUUGCCUUGUUGGUGGAGGCACAGAAACAGCAGCAAGCAAGCUAAAGAGCAUGCACAAAAUUUAUGUUGGCUUAUGUAACAGCAAAGGUGUUAGACGGAUGUAGGGGGCUCCUUCCUCAGCCAUCUGAGCUAGUCUCUACCAUAAAGUAAUGACAAGAAGUCCAUUGAAUUGGCCGCUUUUUGUAUACUAUUGUCCAAAUAAACACACACACACACAUACACACAAAAGCAAAGGCAACAAAGCCAUAAAGGGAGUUGUGCAAGAUUCAUGUGAUAAUGAUUAACUUUUCUCUGCUACUCCUCUCCCAUGAAGGGAACGAAUGCAAAGGAAAGGACAAACGUACACCAUGUCGUCAGGAGAGACUAUGCUCUCCUUCACAAAACUUUGAAACAAAAAUUUGAUGCAAAAAACAACAUCAAGGGGAGGGUAUUAUGUUAUAGUUAUAUCUAUUAUUAUUAUUAUUAUAUACAUAACUACAAUUAAAUAUAUUAUAUAUUACAUAUAUUAAAAUAUAAGAGUUUCUUUUAUUAUUAUUUUUUUUUGUUAAAUUAUUUUUUAAAAAGGAAAAUAGCAACAACAAAAAAAUAUACAAAACAAACAAAACCAUGUGCAAAAUGCAACAGAAUCCUUUAUACAUUUUAAGUGUUUAUUUUUUAUUUAAACAAAGCUGAAAUGUUUUCUAUAGAGAAAAGUUUUUAAAACCUAUUACUCACGUAUACAAAAACUUCAAUACUACAUAAAAGAAAUGAAAAUUAUGAACAAAUUAUUAAUUAUUGUAAAAAUCAGAAACAAUAUAUAAAUAAAAUCUUAAAUAUUUUGAAAUAACAAAUAAAUCUAAACUAAUAAAAGACACGAAAUAAAUCAAAUUGGUUAAAAAAAA
This is a messenger RNA of Stomoxys calcitrans (stable fly), 4221 nucleotides long. Its product is annotated as glutamate--cysteine ligase. Gene Ontology annotation, molecular function: glutamate-cysteine ligase activity. The coding region runs from base 987 to 3011 and encodes 674 amino acids. The record is from RefSeq and is a predicted model, not a curated record. The transcript is spliced from 4 exons. Gene Ontology annotation, cellular component: glutamate-cysteine ligase complex. Lineage: Eukaryota; Metazoa; Arthropoda; Insecta; Diptera; Muscidae. Gene Ontology annotation, biological process: glutathione biosynthetic process.